This is a messenger RNA of Lathyrus oleraceus (garden pea), 765 nucleotides long. RefSeq lists its product as uncharacterized. Bases 173 to 586 code for a protein of 137 amino acids. Gene Ontology annotation, molecular function: calcium ion binding. The record is from RefSeq and is a predicted model, not a curated record. Lineage: Eukaryota; Viridiplantae; Streptophyta; Magnoliopsida; Fabales; Fabaceae. The transcript has a single exon.
CAUGUUAGUUGUUAAAGAAUAAAUGCUCCUAAAACUGUUUACCAUUUACGAAUGGCUAUAUAUAUAUAGUAGUAAUUUUCCAACUCUUCUCAUCAACCAACUAGCAUUUGCAAAUACUUUCUUUGUCCACACAAACAAAACAACCUUCCAUUUUACAAAGUAAAAGAGAAAGAUGAGUGUAGAAAUUUUAGAUGGUGCCACCAUUGUCCAGUUACUUGAAGAUGAAGAAGCAUUUAAUGACACUGUAGGUAACCGAUUCGCUCGCCUUGACACAGACAAUGAUGGUCUUCUCUCUUAUGACGAGAUGUUAAAGGAGCUCCAGGGUCUAAGAGUUUUCGAAACACACUUCGGUAUUGAUGUGGAGUCUGAUCCAGAUGAGCUUGCCCGUGUUUAUGCAUCGUUGUUCAUACAAUUCGACCACAAUUUAAAUGGCACGGUUGAUCUGGAAGAAUUCAAGACAGAAACAAAGCAGAUGAUGCUUGCAAUGGCAGAUGGAAUGGGUUUCAUGCCAAUUCAAAUGGUUUUGGAAGAAGACAGCAUCCUUAAGAAAGCAGUUGAAAGAGAGUACAAUAAAGUCGCAGCUUAAUUGCUGCUAUGAUAUCAUACCUAAGAUUUAACAAAUUCUGCAAGUAUUGUAGUAUUGUAUAACAUUCUGUUUGUUGUUCUUAUUGUUACCUUUGAAACUUGUUAACACUGUUUUGUUAUGGAUUCCAAAUGUAUUCAAGAAAUAAACUACUUUAAUCUGAGUAUUUAAUAAGUAUGUUU